Osmerus eperlanus (European smelt) is the source of this 1485-nucleotide messenger RNA. RefSeq names its product histidine ammonia-lyase-like. NCBI's taxonomy places the organism in Eukaryota, Metazoa, Chordata, Actinopteri, Osmeriformes, Osmeridae. Gene Ontology annotation, molecular function: histidine ammonia-lyase activity. The record is from RefSeq and is a predicted model, not a curated record. Gene Ontology annotation, biological process: L-histidine catabolic process. The transcript has 12 exons. Bases 1 to 1485 code for a protein of 494 amino acids.
AUGGUUUACACACCUCACAGGGGGGGGCAAGAAGAGGGCCAGGGGUUAGAGGUGAGUGGAAGGAAGGAUGAGGGUCAGAAUGGUGAACCAGGGGGUGGGGGAGGGGUGUGGUAUCUAAGUUCUGUAUCUGAAUUCAGAGAGGAUGAGGGGUUCUGGAUGACAUGUUCGGGGGAGGGCAGGGAACUUCACGGAACAUUCUCCAGACUUGAUGUACGCAAAGCCCGAGAGAAAGCUAUCUCCCCAAUGACUUGGACGCCUGGGGGUCAAACUGAUAGACCGAUCUCUUUUGAUGGUGCUGAAACAGACCCCAGCUCUAUGUCCGCCUGCUACCGUGGGCCUGUGCUGAUGGUAAACAGGAUGGCCGGAUUCACACUAGCUGAUCUGGCUCUGUCACUGGCUUUGCAGGCAGCUGGGCCUCUUCCCCCACACAGACUCUGGAAGUAUCCUGAGGAAGUCUGCCCAGCCGGGAUGGGAGGGGAACUUCUGUACCCUGAUGACGCCAUUAACGACGUCCUCAAGGAUAAGGACUUUGUUGAGCUGAUGUCCUGUCUGUCCUGGGUACCAGAGAAGGGGAUGGUGGGGGCGAGUGGAGAUUUGGCCCCCCUGGCCCACCUCACUCUGGGAUGGAUGGGGGAGGGCAGGAUGUGGUCUCCUCAAAGUGGCUGGGCCCCCGCUAAGGCAGUUCUGGAAGGUCAUGGAUUAGCACCUCUCGUGCUAAAGCCAAAGGAGGGCGUUGCGCUGAUUAACGGAACUCAGUUGAUGACAUCGCUGGGGGCGGAGGCAGUGGAGAGAGCCCUGGGCGUGGAGAAACAAGCCGAUAUUAUCGCUGCCCUCAGCCUGGAAGCCCUGAGGGGCACCAACAAGGCUUUUGAUCAUGAUAUCCAUGCAGUGAGGCCUCAUCCUGGUCAGAUAGAGGUGGCUAUGAGGCUUCGCUCUCUACUGGACUCAGACAUUUUCCAUUCACAGAUCUCUGACAGUCAUAGAUCAUGUAAUCUCGUUAAGGAUGCCUAUACCCUGCGCUGUAUUCCGCAGGUCCACGGGGUGGCUAUUGACACCGUAGCCGUUGUCCAGAAGGUGAUAUCCACUGAGCUGAACAGUGCCACUGACAACCGUCUGGUUUUCGCAAAACGAAGUGAGACAAUUUCUGCUGGAAAUGUUCAUGGGGAGUACCCUGCUAAGGCCCUGGACUUCCUGGCUAUUGGAGUACAUGAGAUGUCCAACAUGAGCGAGAGGAGUACUGAGAGAUUGGUGAACCCCUCCCUCAGUGAACUGCCUGCCUUUCUAGUAGCAGAGGGGGACCUUAAGUCCGGCUUCAUGAUUGCACACUGCACCGCUGCUGCCCUAGUGUCUGAAAGCAAGGCCCUCUGCCACCCAUUGUCCGUAGACUCCCUGUCCACCAGCGCGGCCACAGAGGACGUAUCCAUGGGGGGCUGGGCUGCCAGGAAGGCCCUGAGUGUUCUGGAGCAUGUGGAAAAAGGUAAGUGA